This is a messenger RNA of Trichoplusia ni (cabbage looper), 3160 nucleotides long. Its product is annotated as UDP-glucuronosyltransferase 2B7-like. Gene Ontology annotation, molecular function: UDP-glycosyltransferase activity. The coding region runs from base 345 to 1955 and encodes 536 amino acids. Lineage: Eukaryota; Metazoa; Arthropoda; Insecta; Lepidoptera; Noctuidae. The transcript has 4 exons. The record is from RefSeq and is a predicted model, not a curated record.
ACGGCUAGUUAAUAUCUAUUUAAAAAAUAUAUAUUAAAACUACGCUUCGGUUUUUAAGUUCUCGAGUUUCUGUGGUUCCAAUUAAUAUAUACUUAGGUAUAGGUACAUAUCCAAACGUAGGUAUAUUCCAGCGUAAAUAGCUACAAUUGAACAAUUGUCGCAUAAGUCAAUGCUCUCAAUUGAACGAUAUCACAGGCAAGUGUAUUAUCAAUGUCAUCCCACUUGCAAUAAGGUUUACAGCGACCUACUCCAGAGACCCCUCUUCCAUAAUAACUCCGAUACGCCCGCCGCGGUGGAAGCGUUGAUAUCUUCUUUUAGUUAUCCAAUAAUAGAUAUGGAGAGAGAUGCACAAAUUGCAUACCGGUGGUUACAUGCCUACAGUCGCUCACUGGCCAUCAGAGUGUAUAAACGCGUGCCAGAUACCGACAAUGCAUUUUUUUCUUAUAGUGUUUAUGAUAUUCGCGAGUGCUUGUGAAGGCUUUAAUAUACUAGCGCUGCUCCCGUACUCUGGGAAAAGCCACUUCAUGGUAUUCGAGCCUAUAAUUGAUGAGCUAGCGCGACGCGGUCACCAUGUUACUGUGGUAUCGUUCUUCCCUGCAGCGACCCCGCAUGAGAACAGGCGAGAUGUUAGUCUGGUAGGACUGGCGCCGCUUAACGUAGAAGUUAUGGACCUAAAGAAUUUUGACGGCGCGUCCCUCUUCACGAGAAAAUUCUACAACCAAUUUGUUCUUGUCACAGACUUAGUGAAUUUAAAUGUAGAAGUCUGUGAGCAGAUAUUGAACUCGGAUGUAUUCGAUGAGUUUUUGAAAGCACGAGGGGACUUCGAUGUGAUUUUGGUGGAGCAUUUCAAUACAGGCUGCAUGCAAGGUAUUGUGCACAAUUAUGGGGUACCAUCAAUAGGGCUGAUGUCGUGCGCGCUGCUACCGUGGGGUCCGGAGCGGGUUGGUGCACAGGUGGACCCAGCAAGGUUCCCGAGUAUGUUACUGCCUCUUACAGAUGACAUGACAUUUCUAGAGCUUGUCGAAAAUACUUUUAAUGUUUAUUUCUACAUAUACUGGCAGAACUACCUGUGUAGAAAAGAACAAACUCUUCUGGAGGAGAAACUUGGUUAUAAGCUGCCUCCUUUGGGUGAUAUAGAGAGCAACGCUAGUGUGAUCCUGAUAAAUACGCAUCAUACUCUGAAUGGAGUACGAGUCUUGCCGCCAUCUGUUGUUGAAGUCGGCGGUGUGCACCUUCAUAAUAAAUCUGUAAAGGCUUUGCCCGAGUAUUUGGAGAAGUGGAUAUCUCAAUCAAAGCAUGGCUUCAUAUUGUUCAGUUUUGGCUCUCUAAUACGCGGAUCGUCUUUACCGCCAAAACGUUUGGACGCCAUAUUGAAAAUUUUCGCGCUUUUACCGCAGCGUAUAAUUUGGAAAUGGGAAACCGAAGAUAUAAAAGAUCUACCGGAAAAUGUAUUGGUUUUGAAAUGGUUGCCGCAGUAUGACUUACUGCACCACCCGAGCUGCGUGGCAUUCAUAACGCACGCUGGCCUGCUAAGCCUCACGGAGGCAGUAGAGGCCGGCGUACCGAUGGUGAUGGUCCCGGUGUUGGGAGACCAGCCCGGGAACGCGGCGCACGCCCAGCGCGCCGGCAUCGCUGAAGUCAUACCGCUAUACGAUCUCGAUGAACAUACUUUGUAUGAAGCCUUGCUGAAGGUUUUGACGCCCGAAAUGAGAGCCCGCGCCAAAAAAUUCAGCCAGGUUUGGUCAGAGCGCCCUCUAUCGCCUAUGGACACAGCUAUUUACCACAUAGAGUACACUGCUCGCCACGGAGGUUUUAAUUCGCUCUCUCGAAGACACAACUAUAAUACUCAACUGUUUGUUAUCAAAUAUGGAACUUUGAUAGUUAUUUUGACCGUAAUUUUCGUUAUUGCCAGUUGCUGUUGCCGAACAAAAAAAGUUAAAGUUAAACUAAGCUAAACAGUGUUAUUUCUCUCGGAAGUAUCUUUGAUGGGUCGCUACUAAUAUUUUUUUUCUUAUUCAAUAUAAAUUAUGAUCGAUUAUGUAUAAUAUUUUAUUUUUACCAUUGGAUUAGCCUUACCUCAAUAUCAACCUGUGUGAUAUAAAACCUCCUUAUUUAAAGUGUCUGGUUUGUUCUUAUUUAUUAAAACAAUAUAAUUUAUAAAAAUACAUUUAUUGUCCCUGAUUUAACAUUUAUAAAAAUAUACAAAACAUUGUACAAAAAUAUUUAUUACGAUUUUUUAUCACAUAGUUAUGAGCAAACUAGUUUAGUGUAAAACACGAAGACAUCGACACCUAUAUUAUUUAAUGCUUCACUUUGACAUUCGAGAAUUCAUUAACAAAUAGAAAUAUAUAUUUUUUGUAAUUUUAAAACAUAACAGUUGAACUUUUUGAACCAUAUACAAUUGUCAUUUGUACAAAUUAAAAGUUUUCGAAACCCAAACUACCACUUACUUGUUAUUUAGUCUUAUUAGUCUAUGAUUUGAUCCCAAUGUACUAAAUACUACAGAGAAAUGAUAAUCACAGACUAGAAUAUCUAUAAAAAAUCCUUUUUUUAUAUAAAUAUGGUAUGUAUGUAUGGAAUGUUAUAAAGUUCAAGCCGAGUAUUACAUGUAAAUAACCUUAUUAUAUAGUCGAUAACACUUACAUACUAAUAUAAUUUUCAAUGUAGUAACAAUGUAAAAAAUAUUGUAUUUUUAUUACGAACUGCGAUAGAAUCACAUUAUGCAUAAAAGUCCGAUCAACACAGCCGUGCUUACAAAGAUUAUUGAUUAAUUUACCGUCAAAUAGUUAAAUAGUGCCUAAUUACUUUUUUAUUCGAGAAAUAGAUAAUUUUUAGUUAGGCUUAGAACUAGGUCACAUUCUGUGUCCUAGUUAUAGGAUCGCACGACAGAAAUACGUCUUCUUUCAUAGUUACUACUCAAAAUAAAAACAUUAUUAAUUAGUAAAUAUUUUGUAUACGUACUGAAUUACGUAAGCGUUGAUAAAAAUCAAUCUAGCAAAACUAUUCACGAUUGUUACAAACAUGUUAUACACCUUAUAUAAAAUCGUAAAAAAAUGGAAUUGGAAAAAUACCCGACUACAAAAUAAAAUUAUACAUAAUAAAAGGUACUUAUAGAUUCAAAUCGGCCGUCUCUGUACCUUUAAAUCAAGACGUUUAUAAA